Molecule: messenger RNA, 744 nt
Organism: Symbiodinium sp. CCMP2592
Lineage: Eukaryota; Dinophyceae; Suessiales; Symbiodiniaceae
Source: the annotation of a GenBank genome assembly
AUGGUGCUCAUGGCCGACUGGUGCAACGUGUGGGCAGGAAUCACCUUGGUCAUCUCCUUCUCGCUCAUCACAGGUGCGUUUACAUUCAACUGGUUCAAGAUGGCCGGCACCGUCCACACAGUCAUGCAGGUGACAAUGUGUGCCGAGGGUGUCCUUUGGGCCGUGGCUGCCGGAUUCUUGACGAAGAUCAACAUGAUUGUGAACAACGCCGCAGUGGCUGUUGGUCAGACGAUCAUUUGCUUCGGCGGCAUCUUCUUUGCCGUAUCCGGCUUGUACGAUGGUGUCCCGGGGAAAAUCAUCAGCAUCCACUAUGUCUUGGCGCCUGACACUCACGCGCUUUUUGCUGAUGCUUGCCCCUACUAUGGCAUCACAUGUUUUAUGGUUGCCACUUCUAUGGGCUUGAACGGCGUGUGGGGCCUUCCGAAGAACAAGUUUGUGAGCCCCUUCUGGGCUGUGGCAUGCUUCUUCAUCGGUGCCUGGACCAUUGGGGUCAUCGGCUUGUGGGGCCCGACGCUGUUGGAUGGUUUCGUGAGGUACGAAGACUUCGAGGCGCCCACGGACCUUUACAACCAGAAGACGUUUGCUUGGUCCUGGAUCCAUAUCUUCCAGGUCAUUGGAGCCAUCUUCCUGACUCUAGGCGGCAUCAUUUUCGGUAUGAUGGACAACAUCUUCUUCAUGGGCCCGAACAGCCGGGGGCUGGAGGAAAGCGAUGACGACCUCGAGAGCAGCGACAAUUGUGCCUGA